GUUGUCGAGUGAAUACCUUCACCAAUUGUGUGAUUAAAAAUCAGGAAAAUCAAUUAAAUUAUCUCUUCCUUCUUAUAAUUGUUCUGAAUGUGAAAUAAGGAAACCAAACUAAAAAGAAAUUAAAAAAUUACAUAACUUUUUAAAAAAGGAAAUCAGGAAAAGAAAAUUUGUUAAAGAAAACCGGUAAAGAAAAAGUGAAAAAUUUUCAAGGAUAAUUUAAAAGGAUAAAGAAAGAAAAAAAUCACUUGUGGCAUUGAGGUUACAUGAAUGCAUCGACGUAGCAUAUAAAAACUUCGCACUCGACAUCAUCGAUAAACUUAGGAUAUUUAAUUUUUCAUCAUCAUUAAGGCUGAGAGCACAACAAACACAAACACACAGAAGAUGGGCGACAGAUCGCGAUCAAUAGUCGCGAUAACUUUUCUAGUAUUUUUAAGUUUAAAUAAAGUACAUUGUGAUGCACCAUUAGUUGAUUCAGCAGCUCUGCCAUUAGAACAUAGAAGUGUAUAUGGUCCACCAGCACCUGUGUAUGGAUCGCCUGGCAGUGGUUCAGCAGGAGGGUCUCAUGGCGGUGGUAGCAGUGGUGGAGGUGGUGACGAGCCAUGGCCAUUAGCAGCGACAUCUGACAAUCCUCAAAUCAAACAUCUUCAAGUGCAAUGUGAGAAAACUCACAUGCGCGUCAACAUCGAAUUCGAUCGUCCCUUCUAUGGAAUGAUCUUCUCGAAAGGCUUCUACAGUGACUCACAUUGUGUGCAUAUGAAACCUGGUGCAGGUCAUUUGAGUGCCACUUUUGAAAUCUUCCUUAACAGUUGUGGCAUGUCAAGUUCUGCUAAUCACAAUGCUAAUCAAUAUGGUGCACCAACACCAUCUGGAAGUUAUGUUGAGAAUACAAUCAUCAUUCAAUACGAUCCAUAUGUUCAAGAAGUGUGGGAUCAGGCAAGGAAACUUCGUUGUACUUGGUAUGAUUUCUAUGAAAAAGCUGUAACAUUCCGACCAUUCCAAGUUGAUAUGCUUCAUGCUGUUACUGCAAACUUCUUGGGUGACAAUCUUCAGUGUUGGAUGCAAAUUCAAGUUGGAAAAGGUCCAUGGGCCUCGGAAGUCAGUGGAAUUGUUAAGAUUGGACAAACCAUGACAAUGGUGUUGGCAAUUAAAGACGAUGAAAAUAAGUUCGACAUGUUGGUGAGAAAUUGUGUUGCACAUGAUGGAAAACGAGCUCCAAUUCAACUUGUUGAUCAGCAUGGAUGUGUCGUGAGACCAAAGAUUAUGAGUAAAUUCCAGAAGAUUAAAAACUUUGGACCUUCAGCAUCUGUCGUUAGUUUCGCAUACUUCCAAGCUUUCAAAUUCCCUGACUCAAUGAACGUGCACUUCCAAUGUGUUAUCCAAGUUUGUCGUUACAACUGUCCGGAACCAAAAUGCGGUCAUGGUGGACAUUCAGCAAUUUCAGGAGAAUAUGGAUUACCAGGGCCAUCAGGCGAUUACGGUGCACCACACCUUCCAGAUUACGGUGUUCCUCCAGCUUCUUAUGUUGACCCUAGACAUCCAGCAGAUGCUACUGGUGCUUAUUCAGAGAAUCAAGAAACAGUUGUUCCACCACCACAAGCUCAAACUGGGCCAAAUGCAAACUCUGCUGAAAAUCAAGGCGAUGAACAAAAACCAACAGCGGCACAACAGAAACAACAGCAGCAACAACAGCAGAAACCGAAUCCACAACAGAAUGAAGUUCACUUACCCCCACCACCACCUCCUGGUCAAUCUGGUUACAGCACAGUUAAGAGAAAAGAUACUUUUGAUAACAGCGGAAACUUAAUGACACUUGGUGGACGUCCACGAUCUGUGGAAGGUUUGGAUGAUCUUCGUGGUGUUCGUCGACGACGAGAAACUGAAACGAUGACAUUUGUUGUGAAGCCUCGCAUUUACAAGCGUGAUGCUCAAGAGAUGACAGACGUCAACACGAGUAGAACAAUUCAAGUUGUUGCACCAGGCGAUGUCAACUUUGCACUUAAUAAUGCCGCCAACAAUGAAACAGUUGUGAUUCAAUCAGCACGCACCGUAGAUCCAGAAACUAUUUGCAUGUCCGUGCCGAGCUUUGUUGGUGGAUUAGUCAUGUUACUCUUAGUUUUAGCAGUUGCUUCACUAGUAGCAGCUUUCUUGUUCGUAAGAGUCAGACAUUUCGAUCGCAAAGGCGCUGCUGCUUAUGUCUCAGAAUUCAUGAAAGUUAAUUAAGAGAUCAUCGAGAGAGUGAGUGAUCAAAGAAUCAAGUCGAAAACCAAAACGAAUUUUAUUAAACUUUUUCAUGUAAACUUUCUUCGAGGUUUUCUUUCUUUGUGAAAAAGAGAAAAAAAAUUAUUGAAUUGAGGGAUAAUUAAACUUGUGAACUUUCCCUCUCAUACCUCUUAUCUUAAGCACCAUAUUCAUUCAGUUCCGCGCGCCCUUUUAUUUAUUAUUAUUUAUUUCAUUCACAAUGGUUAAAGAAAAUCAAUUAAGCUCGAAACAUCCAUAGCAACAUAAAUAAUCAUCAUGAAUCUCAACACGAUAAACGAACGGACUAUUUUAAUUUUUUUUCUUUCUUAUUUAUUCUCUUACUAAACAUUAGAUAUGUGUGAACAUCUUCCGAUUAAUUUAUUAUGUGAAAAAUAAAAGCGAGAAAGAGCGAGAAUUCAUAUCGAAUAACAGUAAAUUUUAUAAAUUAAAUAAAAGAAAUUUUUGGAGAUUUACUACUUACUAACAACUUUAAUUACUUAAAGAAAACUUUUGAGCUUCGAUUUGAGUGAACGUUAAAGAUAAGACGUCGAUGAACGAAAACGAUUUUUCAUGUCAUUCGUGAUUAAUUAAAAUGAUAUUUAAGAUCGUGAAUGCUUUUAGGAUGUCGAAAUUAUUUAAUUGUACGAGUAAAAAAAAUUAAAUCUAUCAAUCUGAUAAUGGAAACAAUUUAAACAUCAAAUUCUUUGUCUUUGAACUUCACAGAUUGAUUUAUUUACAAUUUUUUAUCUCUCCAGGGAUUUUUAUAUCAAAUUGUAACACUUUUUAAAUCUUUCCUUUCUUUCGAACGAAAAUCUUAAGUUAAUGUAAAUAUUUAUUUUAUAAUAAAUGAAGAAUGCGAACAAGAAAUAUUGAAUAAAUAAUUAAAACAAAUAAAGCAAAGUUGUCAAUAAUGGAAGGAAAAAUAAUUAAAAAAAUAAAUAAAUCAGUAACUUUUUAUAAAAAUUGUGAAAAACUUUGAUCAAAUAAAAUAUUUGUAAAACAU
Clunio marinus is the source of this 3241-nucleotide messenger RNA. The record is from the annotation of a GenBank genome assembly. NCBI's taxonomy places the organism in Eukaryota, Metazoa, Arthropoda, Insecta, Diptera, Chironomidae.